This is a messenger RNA of Cornus florida, 1722 nucleotides long. RefSeq lists its product as uncharacterized. The transcript is spliced from 2 exons. Lineage: Eukaryota; Viridiplantae; Streptophyta; Magnoliopsida; Cornales; Cornaceae. The record is from RefSeq and is a predicted model, not a curated record. The coding region runs from base 1 to 1722 and encodes 573 amino acids. Gene Ontology annotation, molecular function: nucleic acid binding; RNA-DNA hybrid ribonuclease activity.
AUGGGAUCCAGACUUGUUGAAGAGGAGAAACAAAGGUUGAUUGAUUUCUUGACUCAGAAUGCAGAUGUGUUCGCGUGGAACCAUUCAGACAUGCCUAGAAUUAGUCCUUCUGUGUCCUGUCAUUCCCUCAAUGUAGAUCCAAAUGCAAAGCCUAUGAAGCAGAAGCAGAGAAGAUUUGUUCCAGAACGCAAUCGAAUCAUAGCUGAGGAGAUUAAUCGGUUGCUCGAGGCAGGAUUCAUUAGAGAGGUUCAAUACCCGGCCUGGCUCUCCAAUGUCGUUGUUGUGCAAAAAAAGAAUAGGAAAUGGAGAGUAUGUAUUGACUUCCCUAAUUUGAACAAAGCUUGCCCAAAGGACAGCUUCCCAUUGCCAAGGAUUGAUCUAAUGGUGGAUGCCACUGCUGGGUACGAACGAUUAACCUUCCUAGAUGCUUACUCAGAUUACAUACGAAACCCUCCGGUUCUAUCUACUCCCAAGCCAAAUGAAAAGCUCUUUGUGUACCUUGGGGUAUCCAGCAUCGCGACAAAUGCCGUUCUGAUCCGUUGCAAAGACGGAAAGCAGUUCCCAGUGUUUUAUGUCAGCAAAACAAUGGCCGAGCCAGAAAAAAGGUACUCAAAGGCCGAACAGAUAAUCUUGUUGUUAGUUAACGCGAAAAGGAAGCUCAGGCAUUAUUUCGAAUCCCAUCUAAUUGUCGUCUUAACUACUUUUCCUAUAAGGAUGAUCUUGCACAAACCAGAUCUAUCAGGAAGAAUGACAAAAUGGGUCAUUGAGUUGAGCUCAUUUGAUAUUACAUAUGAACCCAGAACGACAAUCAAAGGUCAAGCGGUGGCUAAUUUCCUACUUGAAUGUGAUGUUGAAGACUUGGAGGAAGAUUAUAGUUGUUCCUUAUGGAAGCUCUUUGUUGAUGGCUCUUCAAAUCAAAUGGGGGCAGGAAUUGGAAUCAAAUUGCAAACACCAGAGGGCACCACGUUGAGCCAAGUGAUCAGACUUGAGUUCAAAGCAACCAACAACGAGGCUGAAUACGAGGCAUUAUUAGCUGGGCUGAAGUUAGCUAAAGAGCUGAAGAUUAAGAAUCUAAUUGCUUAUAGCGAUUCACAGCUAAUCGUUCAGCAAGUAACUGGAGAAUAUGGAACCAAAGAUAAGACCAUGGAAGCAUACCGAACCGUAGUUCUGCGUGAGGUAAAAGACUUCGAUCAGAUUAAGUUCAUUCAGUUGCCGAGGGAGUAUAAUGAAGAUGUCGAUCACUUGGCCUGUAGUGCAUCCAGUUCUGGAGAAACACUGGCUAGGGUCAUCCCGGUUGACGUGUUGAUCCAGUCGUCCAUUUUUUAUGAACUGCCCGAUCUGAGCGCUCAGCAAGUUAAUGUUAUACCAUAUGAGCCGAGCUGGAUUGAUCCGAUCAUAGCUUUCAUACGUGAUGGUGUGCUGCCCGAACAAAAAGAUGAAGCAAGAAAAAUUAGGUCCAAUGCCGCGAAAUAUGCUAUUGUGCGUGAUCAGUUGUACAGACGGUCCUUUUCGGGUCCAUACUUGAAGUGUGUUACCCCAAUAGAGGCUAGACAGAUCAUGCAAACCAUUCAUGAAGGUGUAUGUGGAAAUCAUUCGGGAGGAAGAUCUUUGGCACACAAAACAAUGACACAAGGGUACUUUUGGCCAAACAUGGCACAAGGUGCAGAAGAAUUCUCUAGAAGAUGCGAUAAAUGCCAAAGGUUCGGACCAUUGAUACACUAA